Molecule: messenger RNA, 1071 nt
Organism: Trichoderma asperellum CBS 433.97
Lineage: Eukaryota; Fungi; Ascomycota; Sordariomycetes; Hypocreales; Hypocreaceae
Source: RefSeq, a predicted model, not a curated record
AUUCGUAUCACAUGUGAACAAAAAAAGUCAAUUUCUUUGAAGACGGAAAGAGCAACAAUUGCUAUCAACAAUGAAGGAAAAGAGUGAAGUCAUCCAGGAGUUCAGGGAACUCGUUAACAUGUCGGCGAAGGAAUUGAAGGAGUGGCUGAAAGGCGAUGAGUCUGAAGGCGCAGGAUGGCCCAAGGACGAUGCGAGCGGCGAGUCUGUUGGCCACGAUAGCGGUCGACAGAUUGUCGAUAUCCUAGAGGCCAACUCGGAGAAGGACCCGGAAAAGUACACAGAUGAUCAUGUCAGCCACAUGAGAAAGGUUGUAGCCUACAUCAAACGGCACUUGGCUCAAGAAGAAAAGGCGAACAGUAAAAAACCCGUCGAGGAGGUCAAAAAGACCAAGUCAUACGCAUCGCUCAAGAACUGGGGCCAUGAUACUAUCAAGAAGCGUGAAGCAAACGGAGGUGGCGCGGAAGCAGAUGCCGAAGGCGAAGAGCAAGAGGAAGAAACGGCAGAGGAAGAAAAGGCAGGAGAAAAACGAAAAGCUCCAGAUGACCAGUCUGGGACAAGCAAGAAGAGAGAAACAGAGGAUGGUGCUGCGGCAGUAGACAAUGGUGAUGAAGAGAAGGAUGAGCAGGCUGACGUGGAGGAGGAGAAGGAUUCAAAGAAAGGAGAGCAUCCGAAUGGAAAAGAGGGUGGAAACGAAAAAGAGGCAAAGGGUCCUGAGAAGGGAGAUACUGUGAGCUGGAAUUGGGGCCAAGGUCAACCGGAAGGGACGGUCAAAGAGGUGAACCCUGGAGAGGCAACUAUUGAAACAAAGAAAGGAAACGAAGUCUCGCGCAAGGGAAAGGAAGAGGACCCUGCCGUUGUAAUUGAUACAGGAAAAUCGGACGCGGUUAAACUGGCCCACGAACUGAACGAGACGAAGGAUUAGAUUUACCACCAUGGAUCAAAUUGAAUGUGAGGGUUUGAUAAAUAAAUGAGUUUGUGUCUCGUCAUGUAUCUCCUCCGAGUCUAUGGUGGCCGUUCAGACUAGGUAACAUAAUAUAAAAGAACCGUCAGUAUUGGACAUUGACAGCCCAG